CAAAUAAUCUCCCCCGCUCCAAAACAAGAGCGGCAGCUGCAGCAGCAGAAGAAGCGGAAGCAGCCAUGGAUCUGGAACUUGCUUCCAUGGCGUCAGCGAUCGGAGUCUCUGUCCCAGUUGCUCGUUUCCUCCUCUGCUUUGUCGCGACCAUACCCGUCAGCUUCAUCUGGCGCCUCGUCCCAGGUGGGCCCCUCCUCAAGCACAUCUACGCCGCCUUCUCGGGGGCCGUCCUUUCCUACCUCUCCUUCGGAUUCUCCUUCAACCUCCAUUUCCUCGUCCCCAUGACCCUUGGAUACGCGUCCAUGCUCUUCUGCCGCCGCUACUGUGGCAUCAUCACCUUCUUCGCUGGCUUCGGAUACCUCAUCGGAUGCCAUGUGUACUACAUGAGUGGGGAUGCAUGGAAGGAAGGAGGCAUUGAUGGAACUGGAGCUCUAAUGGUGCUGACGCUGAAAGUCAUUUCAUGCUCAAUAAAUUACAAUGAUGGGUUAUUGAAAGAAGAAGGCUUGCGUGAUGCACAGAAGAAAAAUCGAUUGCUUCGAUGCCCUUCGUUAAUUGAAUAUUUUGGUUACUGUCUCUGCUGUGGCAGCCACUUUGCCGGCCCAGUUUAUGAAAUGAAGGAUUAUCUUGAAUGGACGGAAAAGAAAGGGAUUUGGAGCCCUUCUCAGAAAGGACCAUCACCAUCACCUUAUGGAGCUACCUUGCGUGCUGUUGUUCAAGCUGCAAUAUGCAUGGGCUUCUACCUGUAUCUGGUACCUCAUUUUCCACUGUCUGUGUUUACGGAUCCAAUAUACCAAGAAUGGGGAUUCUGGAAACGGCUGGGCUACCAGUACAUGGCUGGAUUUACAGCGCGUUGGAAGUACUAUUUUGUCUGGUCAAUCUCGGAGGCUUCCAUCAUCAUAUCUGGUUUGGGGUUCAGUGGAUGGUCUGAUUCUGUCCCUCCCAGUCCCAAAUGGGACCAUGCGAAAAAUGUUGAUAUUCUUGGUGUUGAGUUUGCAAAGAGUGCGGUCGAGCUACCUCUUGUGUGGAACAUACAAGUCAGCACCUGGCUACGUUAUUAUGUGUAUGAAAGGCUCAUUCAGAAAGGGAAGAAACCUGGAUUUCUUCAGUUGCUGGCGACACAGACUGUUAGCGCUGUUUGGCAUGGAUUAUACCCUGGAUAUCUCAUAUUCUUCGUUCAAUCAGCACUAAUGAUUGCUGGUUCAAGAGCUAUAUACAGAUGGCAGCAAGCUGUUCCCUCGAAGUUGGGUUUUCUUCGGACAAUACUGGCAUUUUCAAACUUUGCAUAUACAUUACUGGUCUUGAACUAUUCCUGCGUUGGUUUCAUGGUGUUGAGCUUGCACGAAACACUUGCUUCAUAUGGGAGUGUGUAUUACAUUGGAACCAUUGUUCCGAUUGCAUUGAUCCUUCUGGGUUAUAUUAUCAAACCAGCAAAGGCUGGCCGGCCCAAAGCUCGGAAGGAACAAUAAAGGGAAGACAGGUGAAGACCGCAUUAGAGCGAUGGAGAAAGAAAUGGAAAUGGCGAAGCGGUCUUUGUAUUUUUCCCCAUAUUUUUGAGAAAUUGUUAUACUUUUUCUUCUUUUGUAGGUGGCAGUAAUUUCUGUUUCCCCACCUUUCUCGUAGCUCUGCCCAGAUUGUAAACUAUACAUUUAACUGAGGCAUUGCUUCUAUCUUUUACAGCCUUUGUGGCCUUUCAUCC
Molecule: messenger RNA, 1696 nt
Organism: Magnolia sinica
Lineage: Eukaryota; Viridiplantae; Streptophyta; Magnoliopsida; Magnoliales; Magnoliaceae
Product: lysophospholipid acyltransferase 1-like
Exons: 8
Coding region: 66-1466 (466 amino acids)
Biological process (GO): lipid modification; triglyceride biosynthetic process; phospholipid biosynthetic process
Cellular component (GO): membrane; endoplasmic reticulum
Molecular function (GO): acyltransferase activity
Source: RefSeq, a predicted model, not a curated record